This is a messenger RNA of Bubalus bubalis (water buffalo), 4427 nucleotides long. It is a transcript of the gene PLEKHG7, whose product is annotated as pleckstrin homology and RhoGEF domain containing G7. Gene Ontology annotation, molecular function: guanyl-nucleotide exchange factor activity. The record is from RefSeq and is a predicted model, not a curated record. Bases 208 to 2421 code for a protein of 737 amino acids. Gene Ontology annotation, biological process: Rho protein signal transduction. The transcript has 17 exons. Lineage: Eukaryota; Metazoa; Chordata; Mammalia; Artiodactyla; Bovidae.
CAUCUCCUUGUUUGCAAUAGAUUUCGCACUCUGCUCUCCCUUAAUGAUCAGCCACUUGCUUGCAAUUUUCCUCUGGAAAAGGAUGGAAACACACUGAGGAACAGAGGCAUCUUAAGACGGAAACGGAACCACCCCAGUGUGGUCAGGAGAACAGCAACUCAGACGACAUCGCCUGGAAGUUUCCAGCAACCGGAGCCUCUUAGUGGCAUGGAGAAGAUGGAGCCAUCCCGCCAAGAGGUGCAGCCUGCAGGCUGUGAGGCCACUCCUCCAUACUCCCUGGAAAGCUUGUCGAAGAAGCACUGUCAGAACCAGGGGAAUCUUCUCCACUUUGACCGGCAAGCCCCUGGCCGCUUGUCCACCUCGCCCACUUUGCGGAGGUUAAGAAGCCGCGGUUUCGGGAGUGUGCGCGGAGGUGCGCGCGGCAGUGCCACUGCGCAUGCGCCGCCUCAGCCCGUGGCCUUGGAAGUGCGCACCUGGGGCGGCUCGCAGGAGUCCCCUGGCUCCGCAAGUCCCCUUUCCAGCAAGCUAUGUGAAAGCACAGAGGAGUCUUCUCACUCCCUGUGGCCCCUGAGACUCCACUCAAGAUUGCCUCUGGACUCUGAAAGGGCCCUCGACGCAGCCGAGUCGGUUGAGCUCCAAAUGGGGCCAGGUGAAGAGCGUGCCCUUCCCGUGCCUCAGCACCUCGAGGAGGGGUCGCUUCCUCAGGCCUCCUUUCCACGGAAAGGAGACCACCCAGCACCCAGCCACACUCCAGGACCUCCGGGGCCUCAGAGAGAAGAAUUGCAUCAGUACAGUUCUGCUGUUCCAUUUGCAAGAUUACUGGUAUGCUUGCAGGUAUCAAGCCGUGUUCAUGACGACAAUAAGGGAAAAGGAUUCUACGAGCACAGGAGGAGUUCUGUGGUGCUCAACUUACCUGGCCUUGAGGUGUUCCCCGGGGACCUUCUGGUGUCAGCUGGAGCUGCAGACUACCUGUGCCAUCCACUUCUGCUGCUGAAUUCAGAAUCCAAAAAGCCAAGAUGGCCUUUCUCCAAGAGAGGAGUGCAGGGUAAAGACAAGAACAAGCAUAUAUCUGAUCUGGAAGACUGCCUGUCCUCUUUGAAGAUUACAGACUUCAGGGACUAUGAGUUCCACACCCUGAAGGAUAAGACCUGGAAUGAAGUCAUGGAAAUGCAUCAGAAACUUCCUACUAAUCAAUUAGACUUGAGAAAGCAACAAGAGGCUGUGUGGGAACUCUUCACGAGUGAAUGCACUUAUUUUUUGGACCAUUUAUUAGUUCUUAAGAUGAUCUUCAUGAAUACAUUAAAGUAUCUACAGACGCAUGAAUAUCUCCUGGAUGUGGAUUUAUGGAGACUUUUUGCAAACCUGGAGGAGCUAAGUCAGACAAGCUUUGGUUUUGUGAACAGUCUUUUCCAUAUCUUCAAGGACUACGUUGACACUUGUGAGACUUCACCAUCGUUGGAUUUUAUUUCUGUGCUCACAAAGUAUUUCCGAGGGAGCCUGUGUCAGAGCCACCAGACCUACUGCCUGAACUACUCGGCCGCUGUCUUUUAUCUUGAGAGCCUGAAGCAGAGACAUGACUUUGGAAUUUACUUAAAAUGGUGUGAGCAACAUGACCAGUGCAGGCGCCUUCACCUGCCUGAGCUGCUCGUGGCCCCGCUGCACAGGCUGACUCGAUACCCCUUGUUGCUGAAGAAUAUCUGGAAAAGGAGUACAGACUCUACGGAGAAAAUCAUGAUCUACUCCAUCAAGGAAAAGGUGGAAAAGGCAAUCCAGGAUCUUGAAGGAAAAGUGAAGUGGCUUGACAAUUUUCAGAAGUUCAGACAUCUACAGGAGAUUGUAGUGUGGCCUCCACUUUGGGAUCGAGAUAAAAGGUUUUUCAUUCCAGAGUGCCUGAAACACAUUUUUAAAGAACACAUGGCAGAAAACAUCCUGUCACCAACCAACAGACACCUUCUCUAUGAAGGAAAGCUGACUCUUGCAGAAAGCACAAGAUUCCUAGAUGUUUAUCUGUUUCUCUUUGAUGAUUUCCUCUUGGUUACGAAAACUAAGCGCAACAAAAAGAAACUCGGAGGCUCAGACCCUGGUUUAAUGUGCCCUUCACUCACUGCUGAGCUGCAAACAGUAAUCAAAGAAGGUGGUUCAUGUACAGUAAUUGACCAGCCCAUUCCACUAGACAGAUUGGUUGUCAGAGGUCUCGAUCCACUCCACGUGUCAGUCUUUGGACUGAGAAAUGCUUUCCUCAUACAACAUGAAAACAGAUACCGACAAUGUAUAGCAGCAUUUUUAUUACAGGCCCAAACGGAAAACAUCAAGAGAACAUGGAUAGCACAAAUAACAGCAGCAAUCUCUUGCUUCACCAAGAGUCAAGAAACCAAGAAAAUGUCCUCAUUCCCUUUGCCUGCAGAAUCCUCGGAAAUUUAGGGAUCUAAACUAAGUGGCACACCUUUUUAGACAUUAGGGAUUAAGGUAUUCUUUCAUUCAAACUUGUAGCACCUAACCUAGGGAUGACCUCAAAUAAGCAUUUUAAAGAAGUUUCAGAAUUUGAGCCAUAGGUACUCCUCAGGGUAGAGUAAUAAUGGCUUCAACAAAUUCGAACCCUGAGGAAUUUCUUGUUAAGUAUACACAUGUUGAUAUCCCGGAGUAUCUCAUAAUGCUUCAGUCAGGCUUGAAAGGGGGGCGAGGGAAGUAUGAGGCUGUUACAGUUCUUCGUGGAUGAUCAGGUGGAUGCAGGCCCACUGCUUGGGUCUGAUAUGAAUUCUAGCAUCAUCUUUUAUGUGCAUCUGUAAUGAAAACCGGCUUAUAAAUCAGUUUUACUGCUCUACAAUCCUACCUCAUACAAAGUCGGAUUGCUCUUUUAACAUAUUUAUUAGGCAAUGAAUAAUAAUGUCUUCAUCUUAGUAGCGGUUUUUAACUUCCUAGUCUCCAACAGUUUACUUAUCUCAGGUAGACUCUAUAAUACUCGUAACUUGGAGAAAAUCCCAAAGACUAAAUUCCGUUGUUUUGAGAAAAAAGCAAUUAUCUGUUCUAGUUUUACUAAUUAAGUUUUACUUGGGCGGUUUCAUAGAAAUAGUAGCAUAUUUAUCUCUAAAUCUCACUUUUUGAAUAAUGGAGUUUGUCAUAAAACUUUCUGGUUUUGAAUGUGUGUGUGAGUUAGCACAGUACAGUCACUGCAUCUUAUUUGGCAGGAUUUAAAACAUCAUUAGAAUUGUUACCAAGAAAGGCAGCUUGAAUUAUUAUCAUGGUGGAAUAGACUGUUAACUGCAGGUAAAGAAUUAGUUCGUAUUCUCAGAUUGAAAUUUGUGAUUUUCAUUUGAGACAAUUUCAGACAUAGUACCUUCUGCAGUCUCCAAAGUGGAAGUAGUAUAUUUAUCAACUUGGAUCACAAGACGAAUGAUACUUAAACUGAUCUCCUUAAGCUGGAGAAUGGGAUAGAGAGGAUGGCGCUUGAGGAAGUCCUGUGAACACUUAAUUCUUUGAGAAGAAUGCAUGUUUCACCAUGUAAACCAGGCAGUGUGGACAAGUGUAGCAUAAUAGCGCUUUUAAAGGGCCAAGCACUUUUAGAAGGCAGGGUCACCGCCUGUGUAAUAAUGUCAUAUUUAUUAGGAGUAAGUGAAAAUGAAAGGGAGACCAGUAACUACUGUCAGUGCCUAAGAAAGAAAAAAGGCAAAGUACAGGAGAACAAGUUUUAUACAGGAGAACAAGUUUUAAGUUCUUAGAGAUGAAAACUAAUUUAUGUAUUUUUUAGAAAAAAAAUCAUCUUGCAAGGAUUUCUAGAGAUCAGCCAACCUAGGAAAAGAGCAGUGGACUAGGACUAGGUCAUCUCUCAAGAUUCCUUUUAGUUCCCUGAGGCCAGUAAACACGUAUGUAUAAAAACUAAUUUCUCCCUUAAAUCAUCUCAUUAAAGGGAGAAAAAAAGACUAACAUGUAAAUUUAGUUAAGAUGUGAAACAGCUUUAGAAUAUGCUAUAUACAAAGAAAUAUUAGCACUCCUAUGUUCACUGCAGCACUAUUCACAAUAGCCAAGAUGUGGAAAAACCGUAAUGUUCACCAGCAGAUGAGUGGAUAAAGAAACUGGUAUGUACACACAAUGGAAUUCUGUUCAGCCCUGAAAAAGAAGAAAAUUCUGAAACAGGCAACAACACAGAUGAAGCCUGAGGACAUUAUGCUAAGGGAAAUAAGUCAGUUGCAGAAAGACAAAUACUGCAUGAUUCCACUUAUAUGAGAUUUCUAAAAUACUCAAGUUCAUAGAUUCAAAGAGUGGAAUGAUAGUUGCCAAGGGGUAGAGGGAAAUGGGGAGUUCCUAAUCAAUCAAUGGGCAUAAAGUCUCAGUUAAGCAAUAUGAGUGAGCUUGGGAGAUCUGUUGUACUGUACACUUAAAAGAGGGUAGAUCUCAUUAACUGUUCUUACCACAAUAAAACUUAAAUAAUA